Messenger RNA from Cataglyphis hispanica, 3089 nucleotides. Its product is annotated as IWS1-like protein. Gene Ontology annotation, cellular component: nucleus. The transcript is spliced from 8 exons. Bases 24 to 2666 code for a protein of 880 amino acids. Gene Ontology annotation, biological process: poly(A)+ mRNA export from nucleus. Lineage: Eukaryota; Metazoa; Arthropoda; Insecta; Hymenoptera; Formicidae. The record is from RefSeq and is a predicted model, not a curated record.
UGAAUGUUGUGUCAAAAAAUGCCAUGGGUUUUGAAGACGAAAGAAGCGACUCAGAAGAAGAUCAUGAUAAAUCUAGAAGCGCUACUCCAGAUUCACAAAAAUCAGGCAGUAAUGUAGCAAGAAGUAGAUCAAAAUCAAAUUCUGUUAGUCCCAAAUCAUCAGCAGCUAGAUCGAAUCUAUCAUCUCCAGCACGGAAUGGAUCACCGGCUUCUGUUCGUUCCAAUGUCAGCUCUAGAAAAUCAUACUCUAGAUCACCAUCCAGAUCACCCUUGCCAAGCAGAUCUGUUUCGCCAUUAGAAAACAGGAAAAGCACAUCAAGAUCACAUUCUAAAUCCCAUUCUCCUGAACCUAGAGAAACAAGUGCAAGAAAUGGUUCACAAUCACCAGCACAUUCACAUCACUCUGGAAAAUCAGGCUCAAGAUCUCGAAGUUCUUCUCACUCUUCAUCUAGAAGUUCUCGUGCAGCAUCGAGGAAUAAUUUACGUUCUAGAUCAAAUUUAAUAUCUAAUGAUAUUUCAUCUAAAUGUGAUACGCCCAAGAAAAACUUUCGAUCAUCUUCUAGAUCUCCUUCGCCCCAGAUUUCCAAAUCGCGAUCUCGUUCAAGAUCUCGUUCAUUUUCUCGAUCACGUUCUCGAUCUGGUUCUCCGAAAGUGUCGAUUCAUUCACGUUCUCGAUCAGGUACGCCCAAGUCUUUCCACGCAAGAUCCCGUUCAAGAUCUAUAUCAGCUAGUCCAAAAGAAGUCAAAGCUGGCUCAAAAUCAAGAUCUCCUGGAUCGAAAAAAGGUUCUCGUUCACCUUCGGCAUCGUCAAAUCGAUCACCAAUCACUGCUAGACAAUCAAGAUCGAAGUCGCGCUCUGUGAACGGUUCUAGGGAAAGUUCUCCUGACUUAAGAAAAAAUUCUCGAUCUAGAUCUCGCUCCAAUUCAAUAAACAGAAAAUCUAGAUCAAGAUCUGCUUCUGGAUCUAGGAAACAAUCGAGAUCACCAUUGCAAGAAGGACGAGCUUUAUCGCGAUCGAAAUCCAGGUCCUUAUCGUGUUCGAGAAAAGACUCGCGUUCGAGAUCACGAUCAAGAUCUCAUAAAUCUGAAUCGAGAUGCAAAUCGCGAUCCGUGUCAGGAUCACGUAAAGGUUCCGUAUCUCCGGCAUAUUCGAGAAAAAAUUCACGUUCUAGAUCUAGAUCAAGUUCGCGCUCCAAUAAAUCUAAAUCAAGAUCUCGUUCAGUUUCAAGAGCCUCACGUUCGAGAUCUCGCUCAGGUUCCAGAAAAUCUGUAUCAAGAUCAAGAUCGCGAUCUCGAUCAAAAUCUGGCUCGAGAUCGCGUUCAGCUUCGCGUUCAAGAUCAAGAUCAGGAUCGAGAUCGAAGUCACGAUCACGGUCGCGCUCGAGGUCGAGAUCACGUUCUAAAUCGCAUUCAAGAUCAAGAUCUGGGUCGGCCGCUAGAUCCAGACAUUCGUCGCGUUCUAAAUCUCGAUCUAGAUCGAGAUCUAGGUCGGGCUCCGGAUCUAAAAAAUCCAGAAGUCCCAGCAGAGAUUCAGAGGGAGUAGCUAAAAAACGAAAUAGAGUAUUAUCGGAUUCUGAAGAAGAGUCUGCCGAAACUAAAACAAAGAAACGUAGGCAUGAUUUAUCUGAUUCCGAGCAUGAAGAUGAGAACGAAAAGAAAAAAGACAAUGAUGCAAAUGAGGAGGAAGUGGACAAAGAUCAAGAAAAUAAGCAAUUACAUGAUGAAAUUGUUAAUGAGCAACAGGAUAACGAAGAUUCUGACGAUGGAAUUAUUGGAGGAAUGGAUGAUGCAUUGUCCGAUUUUGAUCGCAUGUUGGCACGAAAAAAGGAAGAGCAAUCCCGUAGGCGUAAACGAAAAGACAUUGGUAUCAUUAAUGAUAAUGAUGAUAUUAUAGCACAAUUAUUAUCAGACAUGAAGGGUGCAGCUGAGGAGGAUAGAAAGUUGAAUCAACAAAAUAAACCUGCCACAAAUAAGAUUGCCAUGUUAUCGAAAGUAUUAUCACAGUUGAAAAAGCACGAUUUACAGUUGGCAUUUUUGGAACAUAACGUCCUAUCAGUCCUCACCGAUUGGUUAGCACCAAUGCCUGACCGUUCAUUACCAUCUCUCAAAAUUAGAGACAAUCUCUUGAAAUUAUUAUGGGAGUUUCCAAAAAUCGAUCAAUCUUCAUUGAAGCAAUCCGGUAUCGGAAAGGCUGUGAUGUAUCUUUACAAGCACCCGAAAGAAACAAAAGAGAACAAGGAACGUGCUGGAAAAUUGAUCAAUGAGUGGGCACGGCCUAUUUUUAAUUUAUCUGCCGAUUUUAAGGCUCUGUCGAAGGAGGAGAGAAUGCAAAGGGAUCUGGAACAAACGCCUCAGAAAAGAAGAAAAACCGAAGAUGGAGGAUCCUUUCAAAAGUCACAAGAUAUUAAUAAGGCUUUAAAAGGAGAUGCCAAACCAUUGAGACCAGGAGAUCCUGGAUGGGUAGGAAGAGCCAGAGUUCCUAGACCAUCUAAUAAGGAUUACGUUAUACGACCCGACUGGAAAUCAGAUAUCGACAUCAGCAGAAGUACUAAAAAACAGAUGAGUCGAUUUGAGAGGCACAUGAAGAAUUACAUAGAUAGCAAGCGUAUGAAGUCUGCAAGAAGAGCAGUAGAUAUAUCUAUAGAAGGUCGCAAGAUGUCUUUAUAAUAUCUAUAUAUAUAUAUAUAUAUAUCUUAUAGUUUAUAUAAGGAAAUAAAACUUGUAACAAUAUUUGUUAUUAUUUAAAUUGUGAUUAUGCAUGAAAAUGUUGUAUAACCUAAUCGAUUUACUUCUUGCAUGUCUUUCCAACUAUUAUACUAUUACCUGUUUAUUUGUAGAUGUAGGAAGAAUAUAGUUUAUCUAAAUUUCACUUUGUAAAAAAUCAAUCACAGUCAUUGCAACAAUUUUAUCUCAAAAGAUGAAAAAAAGAUAUAAUUUUGAUUUUUACCAGAAUGUUUCAGUUAAUUUUUACAAAAUGAGGAGAUAUAUUAUACUUCCGGAUUGUAAACUAAUAAUAUUAUGUAAUGUAAUGUAUUGUUUGUAGGUUCUUUAUAUGUCUAUACAAUCAAAUAAAAAUGUAAUGUUUAAAUU